Messenger RNA from Racocetra persica, 259 nucleotides. The record is from the annotation of a GenBank genome assembly. Lineage: Eukaryota; Fungi; Glomeromycota; Glomeromycetes; Diversisporales; Gigasporaceae.
UGACAGAGAUGAGUUGAUUCGUGAAAAUACACGUUUAAGAAAUAGAAAUGAAGAACUUGUUAAUGAAAAAAAUCAACUUGAAGCUAAUAAUAUUCAAAUUCAUACAGCAAAUGAAAAUCUGACACAAAUGAACACAGCAUUAAGAAAUGUUCUGAGAGAUGCAGAAGAUGAAAAAGACUAUUAUGAAGCUGCGAAUUUAGAAGAAUUUAAUAAUUUUAUUUCAAAUUUUAUAUUUAGAUUAUUUACUAAUUUUUCGUAA